CACAUGAUGAAGUCCAAAAAUGAUUUGACUUCUAGACAAAAAAGCAAAAAAAAAAAAAAAAAAACCUUAAGAUGAUUAAGUUAAGUUAAGUGUUUUAAGUUAUCUGCAAAUAACCCACUGACAUGACAGUCUGCUUAACCUAACCCACACAUAACAAUGGAGAUGACGUUAUACUUAUGUGUGGAUUUCACAAUGGAUUUAUUAUGACAGUGUCUCAGGCUCUGUUUGUCAGGCGUGUGACGGAGGCCAGGGACAGUCAUCCCAAUGAGCUACAUGUGCCUCUGUUAUCUUGAUCUGUCACCUGCUUCAAGUGUGGAGUGUGGAGAUGCCGCUGUGACAGAAGAUGAAAAGAAUGUAGGCAUUAGGUCUCAAUGCAAGGACUAUAAAAAGGGACCAAUGAGCCGAAAAGGGUUCUUGACCUGAUAUUUGAAGGAGUGAAGCAUUAAUUGCUAUACUGCACGAACAAGAAUAAUAUCCUGGGAAAGUAAUUGGAUUAUUGAUGCACUGGGGAGGACAGAAAUGGGGAGGAGAGAGCCCUGAUUGAACUUUUCAUGACAGAGUUUGAAAAAAAAAUAAAAAAAAUAGAAUUGAAGGCCCAAAUGGUUACUGGACUAAAUGAGCUGUUAAGAUGAGGACACUGGGUGGACCAGGGCUGCUGCUGCUUCUUUUGCAGAGCGUUUGGGCUUUGGACAUUCCUCUGGAAACUAGACAACCCCCGACUAUCAUAAAACAGUCUAUGCAGGAGCAUAUUGUGGACCCCAAAGACACAAUGGUAAUAGAGUGUGAAGCCAAAGGCAACCCUCAGCCUAUUUUUUCAUGGAGGCGGAAUGGGAAGUAUUUCAACGUGGCACGUGACUCCCAGGUCUCUAUGCGCAGGCGCUCAGGGACUCUAGAUAUCUAUGCCUGGAAAAAUCCAGAACAGUAUGAAGCAGAGUAUCAGUGCAUUGCUUCCAAUGAGUAUGGAUCUGCAUACUCCCACAAGAUCAGACUACAACUAUACAGAGCUCCAGUGUGGCCGCGGGAGAUUCUUGAACCUGUGGUGGUGAGCGCUGGCUUACCUCUGGUCCUGUCAUGUGACCCUCCACCUGGUCCACCUAAACCUGAAACCUACUGGAUGUCCAGCUGUUCAUAUGCAAGACCUUUCAACUGGCCUAUUCAAACAGCUUUUCCAACGAUGCAGCCUGUGCGGCAGGACCGCAGGGUUUCCAUGGGAGUCAAUGGAGAUCUUUAUUUCUCUAAUGUGUUGUUUAAUGACUCUGCUGUUGAUUACUGCUGCAAUGCUCGCUUCCCUUACAAGAAUGCCAUUCAGCAAAAGAUGCCUGUCAUUGUUAAGGUGCUUACAACUCAUGCAGUGACUGAGGCUGCCCCCACCUGGUUAUCUCCCAAAGGCUCAUCUAGCUCUAUAGUCGCCUUACAAGGGGAAGAGCUGCUCCUGGAGUGCAUAGCUGCAGGGAUGCCAACACCCCGUAUUACCUGGAUAAAAGAUGGAGAGGAUCUAGUAGUGACAUCACGCAUGAAAGUAAAGAACUUCAACAAGAUGAUUCAAAUCUCAAAGGCGUUGUUUGAAGACUCAGGAGAGUAUAUCUGCACCGCUGCCAACAAGAUAGGCUACACUGAGCACACAAUAAAUGUCAGGGUCAAAGCGGCUCCUUUCUGGGUGGAAAAACCCAGUGAUUUGAUCUUGGCCCCUGAGGAAAACGGACGGUUGGUGUGUCGUUCUGAUGGGGCCCCUCGUCCCACCAUCAGCUGGUUUAUUAACGGGGAACCAAUUGAGGCUGCUACACCACAGGAAAACAGACAGGUGUCUGGAGAAACCAUAACCUUUCGCAGUGUGACUGUUGCAAACAAUGCUGUCUACCAAUGCAACGCCUCCAAUCAGUAUGGGUACAUAUUUGCCAAUGCAUUUGUCAACGUGCUACAUGCGACGCCACGCAUUCUCGGACCCAGGAAUGAACUCAUUAAAACAAUAGAGGGAAGUCGUACCUUAUUAGACUGCCUCUACUUUGGUUCUCCUGUACCUGACUUGCGAUGGUCCAAGUACGGACAAGGAAAUCUUGAGGGAAGUCGUUUUAAGACCCAUAGUAAUGGGACUCUGGAGAUAAAACGCAUACAGAUAGAAGACCAGGGAACUUACCUGUGUGUGAUCAGCAACAUUGCAGGAAGAGAUGAGAAUCAAGUCCGAGUGGAGGUCAAAGAGCCCAUAGUAAUUGUCACCAGACCACAGAGUAUGAAAGUCAUACGUGGUAGAGAUGUGCGCCUGGAGUGUGGAGUAAAAGCAGAUAUCACAACUCCUGUCACUACAACAUGGAUGAAAAACAAAAACCAAGUCAGUCUUGGUUGGAGAAUCUCUCUGGACGAAUCAAACCUUGUCAUUACCAAUGUGAACAGAGGUGAUGAGGGAAAUUAUACAUGUGUUAUCAAGAGCGAGCUAGACCAGAAGUCUGCCUCGGCACACCUAAUGGUGAUGGACCGUCCAAAUCCUCCCACUAACUUGGAGCUGUCGGAUCCAUAUGAACGUAGUGUGAGACUCAGCUGGGCUCCUGGAGACAGCAACCACAGUCCCAUUACAGAGUAUUUAGUGCAAUAUGAUGAUGAUGACUGGCUGCCUGGAAAAUGGAAAAACCUUUCAACGUACCCAGGGAACCUUAAUUCAGUCAUUUUGCAUCUCAUACCAUUCACCUACUACCAGUUCAGGGUCAGCGCUAUCAAUGAAAUCGGAGCAAGUCGUCCCAGUCAUCCAUCUAUGCGCUUCCAGACCAGCGGUGCACCCCCAGAUGUGAUCCCAAAAAAUCUAAAAGGAGUGGGUACAUGGCGAAAUAACAUGGAAAUAAGCUGGGAGCCUCUGAGCUACAGAGAGUGGAACGGACCACACCUGAAGUAUCUGGUGUGGUGGAGAAGAAGAGAUUCCAGAGAGGAGUGGAAAAAUGCAACCACAAAGUGGCUAAAAUACUAUAUCUAUGAUGCAGAUACCUUCACACCUUAUGAGCUCAAAGUCCAGGCUGCCAAUGACUUUGGGCUAGGGCCUGAGUCACCUGUUGUCAUUGGUUACUCUGGUGAAGAUCGUCCAACAACUGCACCCCUGAACCUGAGAAUCUCUGACAUCGAGAGCACACAGGUUACUGUACACUGGGACCCAGUAUCACGAGAAUCUAUGAUGGGAGAAUUGAAACAAUACAAGGUUUACUAUUGGAGGGACAGCAGCCAGCUCAGAUGGCAUAGGGUCAACAGAGGUAUGAAGUCUAAAGUGUUUCCAAACGACGAUCCAGACCCCUCCGGUGUCCUCACUGAGCUCAUCCCCUACAGCAACUACAAAUUGUACAUAGUGGUGGCAAACAAUCGAUAUGAAGGGCCGCCCAGUAAUAAUAUACACUUCUCAACUCCUGAAGGAGUACCAUCUGCUCCAAGAUCCUUCAGGAUCCAACAGCGACAUCUGGACACUAUUUAUGUUGACUGGGAGCUUCCAGCAGAGCCCAAUGGUAUUAUUACAGGGUACAGCCUCAAGUACCAGACAGUGAAUGCGACCAGAGGAGAGGAGCUGAGAGUCGAGGAGUUCACGCCUAAUGUAACAAGCUUCUCAAUCCGCCGAUACGACCGCUACACUCGUUACAGAUUCUCCAUAGCAGCACGAACUCGGCUCGGACUUGGGGAAUGGCAUACAGAGGAGUCCCCCCACUACACCACAGAAAUAUAUGCUCAGGACCAGGUGGAUAUCACCACGCAGGGGUGGUUCAUUGGCAUCAUGUGCGCUGUGGCUCUCAUUGUGCUCAUCCUCCUUAUUGUCUGUUUCAUCAAGAGGAGCCGAGGGGGGAAAUACCCAGUACGGGAGAAAAAGGACAUUUCACUGGAGCCGUUGGAUGAUAAAGAUCAGGAGGGGUCAUUUGAUUAUCGGUCCCUCGAAAGGAUAGCACGGGUCUCCACCCUGCCCUAUCCUAGGAGAGAAGAGGAAAGGGGGCUUCAAAGAUCCCAGCCAUCUGUGGAAGCAAUAAUAAAGCGAUCAGACAGCGAUGACAGUCUGGUGGAAUAUGGAGAAGGAGGGGAGAUACCGUUUAACGAGGAUGGCUCAUUCAUCGGCCAGUAUACUGGAACCAGGAGAGAUGUUAGGGAUCUGGACUUUGGUGGAGGCCUUGAGCUCCACUCACCAAUGAAUACUGUUUAUUCCCUGGCAUAAAGCAUAUAAUUAGAAUUUCCUUCCUUCAUGUCAGCUAUUUUUAAGACUUCACCUUGCUUAUAAACUCCACAUUGCAUUAGAACCUGGAGCAACGGAAGGACUGUAAUGGGGAAAACAGCUGGAGACUUACCUGCUUUUAAGGACUAUGUGCAUUUAAAAGUGAAAACUUGGAAAGGCUGAGAUCGUCUCUGACAUGUUUGAAAAGAAAUCCCUUUUUGUUUUGUACAUUUUAUGUCCAUAGAUUGUACCUUCACAUAUGCUAUGCUUAAUUAUCCUGACAAUGGAAAGACACAGGCUGUGUAUCACAAGAAAAAGAAGAGGAUCAGUUUAUCAUGUUGAUAAAAGCAGAGGCAAAAAUAUCUGUAAAUGUUUUUUUUUUUCCCUGCUAAUUCCAAUAAUGAGAUUUACUUUAUUUUUACAUUCUUGAUUUGUUUAAAAAAGGGUUUGAUACUACUCAUUCGCUAUGAGAGGGGCCACAGUAUCAUCCCUUUAUAGAGCUUUCUGAUUUAAACUAGAUGGACACUCCUAAAAGUGCACUUCUCUGCCAACAUGAGCGUUUUAUCUCCCGUUUUUAGAAAGUCUUUCAGAUUUGUUAAAUUCAGUGGGUUCUUUCUUUGCAUCUUUAUCAAGUUUCAAAUCAAGUUGAAAUUCAGCUUGGUAGAUGUGGCAUAAAGCUGUUGUCAAACAAACAACGCAUCUUUCUGCUUUAGUGGAGGAACUAGAAGACCAACCAUUCAGGGAAUCAGCAAGCUGCCACAAAUCAGCUGUAAAAUCAGAAGUAUCUCAUUUCCUAACUUCACUGACAGCUGGGUUUAUUUAUCUGUAUUUAACACUUCAUUUUACUCCUAAUGUCAGCUGUGUACUCUGACAGCUGUGUCUUAAUUUAAAUAAAGUCAAAGUAUUUAUAUCUA
Molecule: messenger RNA, 5079 nt
Organism: Melanotaenia boesemani (Boeseman's rainbowfish)
Lineage: Eukaryota; Metazoa; Chordata; Actinopteri; Atheriniformes; Melanotaeniidae
Gene: nfascb
Product: neurofascin homolog (chicken) b
Exons: 28
Coding region: 629-4168 (1179 amino acids)
Biological process (GO): cell-cell adhesion
Molecular function (GO): protein binding
Source: RefSeq, a predicted model, not a curated record